GGACGUGAGCGGAGCGAAGCUGGGCAGGGUUAUGGCAGAAGUGGGUAGCUGCGUGACCCUCAGAUUCAAAAUAGCAGAUCUUGGUAAUGCAUGUUGGACUCAUAAACAUUUUUCUAGCGAUAUUCAAACACGUCAAUACCGCUCUCCUGAAGUUAUCGUUGGUGCCGGCUAUGAUAGUAGUGCUGACAUAUGGUCAUUUGCAUGCAUGAUAUUCGAACUAGUGACGGGCGACUACUUGUUCGACCCCAAGGCCACUGA
This is a messenger RNA of Perkinsus marinus ATCC 50983, 258 nucleotides long. RefSeq names its product srpk, putative. Gene Ontology annotation, biological process: spliceosomal complex assembly; protein phosphorylation; regulation of mRNA processing. NCBI's taxonomy places the organism in Eukaryota, Perkinsozoa, Perkinsida, Perkinsidae. The annotation marks the transcript as partial. Gene Ontology annotation, molecular function: protein kinase activity; ATP binding. The record is from RefSeq and is a predicted model, not a curated record. The transcript is spliced from 2 exons.